Chlorella variabilis is the source of this 1626-nucleotide messenger RNA. RefSeq lists its product as hypothetical. Gene Ontology annotation, biological process: fatty acid metabolic process. Gene Ontology annotation, molecular function: medium-chain fatty acid-CoA ligase activity. NCBI's taxonomy places the organism in Eukaryota, Viridiplantae, Chlorophyta, Trebouxiophyceae, Chlorellales, Chlorellaceae. The record is from RefSeq and is a predicted model, not a curated record. Bases 1 to 1626 code for a protein of 541 amino acids. The transcript is spliced from 13 exons.
AUGUGCCUCCUUGCCCGUGCCCGCUGCCUGCAGGCCUUCCCGACCCACGAUGCCGUGGUGAGCCUGCACCAGGGCGUGCGGCUGAGCUACCGAGAGUUCCACGCCGCGGUGGAGGAGGUGGCUCGCGGCCUGCUGAGCCUGGGGGUGCAGAAGGAGGACCGUGUGGGCAUCUGGGCGCCCAACUGCGCGGAGUGGGCGGUGCUGCAGUUUGCCACCGCCAAGAUUGGGGCCAUCCUGGUCAACAUCAACCCCGCGUAUCGCGCCUCCGAGCUCGCGUACGCGCUCGGGCAGGCGGGGGUGUCUGUGCUGGUGCUGGCGCCCGGCCUGCGCGGCGGCCGCGGCUUUGUGGAGAUGGCUGAGAGCGUGCGGAAGCAGACACCGCAGCUGCGCCUGCGGCUGCUGCUGGCGGAGGAGGGCCUGCCGGAAGGUGGGCUGGUCUGGCGGGCGGUGUGCGAGGCGGGGCGGGCGCCCGCGCUGGCGGCGGCGCUGGCUGAGCGGCAGGCGCAGCUGCAGCCGGAGGACCCAAUCAACAUCCAGUACACCUCGGGCACCACUGGCUUCCCCAAGGCCGCCACCCUGUCCCACCGCAACAUUCUGAACAAUGGCCUCUUCAUCGCCCGCACCUGCCUCUACACGCAGCACGACAGGGUUUGCAUCCCCGUGCCCCUCUACCACUGCUUCGGCAUGGUCAUCGGCAACGCCGCCUGCGUGGCCUCGGGCGCCGCCGCCAUCUACCCGGCAGAGUCGUUCUCGCCGGAGGCCGCCCUGGCGGCGGUACAGGCGGAGGGCUGUACCUCGCUGUACGGCGUGCCCACCAUGUUCAUCGCGGAGCUGGCGCUGCCCACGUGGGUGGUAGUGGUGGUGUGCUGUGCUUACCGCCUGGACAGCCUGCGCACGGGCGUGAUGGCGGGCAGCCCGUGUCCGGUGGAAGUCAUGAAGAAGGUGCGCACCGAGAUGCACAUGGGCGACGUGACCAUCGCGUACGGCAUGACGGAGACCAGCCCCGUCUCCUUCCAGUCCAGCGUGGAGGACCCCGUGGACAGGCGCGUGUCCACCGUGGGGCGCAUCCACCCGCACCUGGAGGCGCGGGUGGUGGACCCAGGCACCUGCAAGACGCUGCCGCACGGCUCGGUGGGGGAGCUGCAGGUGCGGGGAUACUCUGUGAUGCUGGGAUACUGGGGCGACGCCGCCAGCACCGCUCAGGCAAUAGACCAGGAGGGUUGGAUGCGGACGGGCGACCUGGCCACCAUCGAUGCCCAGGGCUACUGCAACAUCGUGGGGCGCAUCAAAGACAUGAUCCUGCGUGGCGGCGAGAACAUCUACCCUCGCGAGGUUGAGGAGUUCCAGCACACCCACCCCGCGGUGGCAGACGUCCAGGUGUUUGGCGUUCCCAGCCGCCUGUACGGCGAGCAGGUGUGCGCCUGGGUGAAGCUCAGGGACGGCUUCUCGCACGUCGGGCGCGCGGAGCUGCGGGAGUUCUGCCGGGGCAAGAUUGCGCGGUACAAGGUGCCACGGUACUGGAAGAUGGUGGACAGCUUCCCCAUGACCGUGUCGGGCAAGCCCCAGAAGUACCUGAUGCGGGAGCAGGCGGUGCAGGAUCUGGCCCUGCCGCCCGCGCGGCGCUAG